This is a messenger RNA of Perca flavescens (yellow perch), 2967 nucleotides long. Its product is annotated as protein NLRC3-like. Lineage: Eukaryota; Metazoa; Chordata; Actinopteri; Perciformes; Percidae. Gene Ontology annotation, molecular function: protein binding. The coding region runs from base 1 to 2967 and encodes 988 amino acids. The transcript has 8 exons. The record is from RefSeq and is a predicted model, not a curated record.
AUGUCUCCGUCCUGCUGCCCGCGGGACAACGAUGGACCCAGCAGAGACCAGAGUCUCUUGAACCUGAACCUGAACCUGAACCCAGCGGUGUGUCCUUUAAGAGCGACCGGUCAAAACAACGGUAUAUUAGUUUUAAAGGAGAGCAACCCUCUGCUGAAAAGAGAGCAAAGGAGGAGCAGAGAGGCAUUUCUGAAGAUCACACUGCACUUCUUGAGGAGAAUGAAGAAGGAGGAGCUGGCUGACCGUCUGCAGAGCAGUAAGAUUUGUAAACGUAAACUCAAAUCUAACCUAAACAAGAAGUUCCAGUGCGUGUUUGAGGGGAUUGCUAAAGCAGGAAACCCAACCCUUCUGAAUCAGAUGUUCACACAGAUCUACAUCAUGGAGGGAGGGACUGCAGAGGUCAAUGAUGAACAUGAGGUCAGGCAGAUUGAAACAGCAUCCAGGAAACCAGACAGACCAGAAACAAUAAUCAGAUGUGAAGACAUCUUUAAAGCCCCACCUGGAAGAGAUGAACCAAUCAGAACAGUGAUGACAAAGGGAGUGGCUGGCAUCGGGAAAACAGUCCUAACACAGAAGUUCACUCUGGACUGGGCAGAAGACAAAGCCAACCAGGACAUCCAGUUCAUAUUUCCAUUCACUUUCAGAGAGCUGAACGUGCUGAAAGAGAAAAGGUACAGCUUGGUGGAACUUGUUCAUCGCUUCUUCAGUGAAAUCACAGAAGCAGGAAUCUGCAGGUUUGAAGAGUUCCAGGUUGUGUUCAUCUUUGACGGUCUGGAUGAGUGUCGACUUCCUCUGGACUUCCGCAACACUGAGAUCCUGACUGAUGUUACAGAGUCCGCAUCAGUGGGUGUGCUGCUGACAAACCUUAUCAGGGGGAAUCUGCUUCCCUCUGCUUUCCUCUGGAUAACUACACGGCCUGCAGCAGCCAAUCAGAUCCCUGCUGAUUGUGUUGACAUGGUGACAGAGGUCAGAGGGUUCACUGACCAACAGAAGGAGGAGUACUUCAGUAAGAGAUACACAGACGGGGAGCAGGCAAGCAGAAUCAUCUCCCACAUCAAGACAUCACGAAGCCUCCACAUCAUGUGCCACAUCCCAGUCUUCUGCUGGAUAACUGCUACAGUUCUGGAGGACGUGUUGAAGACCAGAGGGGGAGGAGAGCUGCCAAAGACCCUGACUGAGAUGUACAUCCACUUCCUGGUGGUUCAGUCCAAACUGAAGAACAUCAAAUACGGUGGAGGAGCUGGGACCGAUUCAAACUGGAAUAAAGAGACAAAGAAGAUGAUUGAGUCUCUGGGGAAACUGGCUUUUGAGCAGCUGCAGAAAGGCAACCUGAUCUUCUAUGAAUCAGACCUGAAAGAUUGUGGCAUUGAUAUCACAGCAGCCUCAGUGUACUCAGGAGUGUUCACACAGAUCUUUAAAGAGGAGAGAGGACUGUACCAGGACAAGGUGUUCUGCUUCGUCCAUCUAAGUGUUCAGGAGGUUCUAGCUGCUCUUCAUGUCCAUCUGACAUUCAUCAACUCUGGAGUCAACCUGCUGUCAGAUUUACAAACAUCAUCGAAGUGGUCUAAAGUGUUCGGAGACAAAUCAACACGUUUCUAUCAGAGUGCUGUGGACAAGGCCUUACAGAGUCCAAAUGGACACCUGGACUUGUUCCUCCGCUUCCUCCUGGGUCUUUCACUGCAGUCCAAUCAGAAUCUCCUACGAGGCCUGAUGACACAGACAGGAAGUAGCUCAGAGACCAAUCAGGAAACAGUUGAGUACAUCAAGAAGAAGUUCAGUGAGAAUCUGUCUGCAGAGAGAAGCAUCAAUCUGUUCCACUGUCUGAAUGAACUGAAUGAUGGGUCUCUAGUGGAGGAGAUACAAUGGUUUUUGAGCUUAGGAAGUCUCUCCACAGAUAAUCUGUCUACUGCUCAGUGGUCAGCUCUGGUCUUCAUCUUACUGUCAUCAGAAGAAGAUCUGGACGUGUUUGACCUGAAGAAAUACUCUGCUUCAGAGGAGGCUCUUCUGAGGCUGCUGCCAGUGGUCAAAGCCUCCAACAAAGCUCUAAUUAGUGGCUGUAACUUAUCAGAGAGAAGCUGUGAAGCUUUGUCCUUAGUUCUCACCUCCCAGUCCUCUAGUCUGAGAGAGCUGGACAUGAGUAACAACGACCUGCAGGAUUCAGGAGUGAAGCUGAUCUCUGAUGGACUGAAGAGUCCACACUGCACACUGGAGACUUUCAGUCUGUCAGGCUGUCUGAUCUCAGAGGAAGGCUGUACUUCUCUGGUCUCAGCUCUGAGCUCCAAUCCCUCCCAUCUGAGAGAGCUGGACCUGAGCUACAAUCAUCCAGGAUACUCAGGGGUGAAGCUACUGUCAGCGGGACUGGAGGAUCCUUUCUGGAGACUAAACACUCUCAGGGUGGAGCCUGCUGGAGUCAGAUGGUUGACACCAGGUCUGAGGAAGUAUUCCUGUGAACUCACACUCGACACAAACACAGUGAACAGAAACCUCAAACUGUCUGACAACAGGAAGGUGACACGUGUGGAGGAGUAUCAGCCAUAUCCUGAUCAUCCAGAGAGGUUUGACUACUGGCCUCAGCUGCUGUGUAGAGAUGGUCUGACUGGUCGCUGUUACUGGGAGGUUGAGAGGAGAGGAGAGGUUAAUAUAGCAGUGAGUUACAGAGGAAUGAGGAGGAGAGGACAGAGUGAUGACUGUGUGUUUGGAGGUAAUGAUCAGUCCUGGAGUCUGAACUGCUCUGAUGGUCGUUACUCUGUCUGGCACAAUAACAGAGAAACAUCCAUCUCCUCCUCCUCUGUCUCUGGUAGAGUAGCAGUGUAUGUGGACUGUCCAGCUGGCUCUCUGUCCUUUUACAGAGUGUCCUCUGACUCACUGAUCCACCUCCACACCUUAAACACCACAUUCACUCAACCUCUUUAUCCUGGGUUCUGGCUCAGGUCUCCUGGUUCCUCAGUGUCUCUGUGUCAUGUGUAG